GCUCUUGGCUUAGCACGUUCGUGACAUUCUGCUCCGUGGUCGAGAUCAUUAAUCCUCUCUCGACACAACGCAAUCAAAACGGAUCUUCGAGGGAUACUGACUGACAUGUCUUGCCAUUCUGUGUGCCUUGUGCACGAGAUCAUCAUCGCCGCGCCUUCUGCCAUAAUUGGCGUGAAAGCGGAAACGCAUAAAUUGGACGGGUUAGAAUAUGGCGCCCCAAGUUGCUCACUGGGCGCUUCUCGCGGCCUUUGUGGCAGCGCUCGUGCAUUCGGCGUCCGCGGCCACUGCGCAGAACUUCCAGCCACCGGCAUUCUCGCCGACCUCGGAGUCGACGAACUACACCGGGACGUCAAACGGCACCAUCCAAAAUGGCCCGCUGGUGCCCGGAAAGGUGUUCGACCGCUUCAUUCAGAUAUGGUUCGAGAAUACGGACUUCGAGACGGCGGCGUCCUCACCGACGUUCCAGCAGCUGACAACUCAGGGUGUCUUGUUCACGUCGUACUAUGCGAUGUCGCAUCCCUCUGAGCCGAAUUACAUCGCUGUUGGUGGCGGUGAUUUUUUCGGGAAUGCAGCAGAUGACUUCCGCGCCAUUCCGGAGAAUAUCUCCUCCAUUGUAGACCUGCUCGAGGCGAAGAAUAUUUCAUGGUCUUCUUACCAGGAAUCUAUGCCUUACGACGGCUUCACGGGAUAUAAUUAUACCUCUUAUGACUACAUCUCUGGCUCGGGCGACUACACCUACUACGUCCGCAAGCACAAUCCGCUGAUCAUCUUCGACUCCGUGUCAAAUGUCACCGAGCGUGCUCUUAGAAUCCGCAAUUUCAAUGAUUUUGCUGUCGACGUGAACGCAAGCGCGGUCCCCCAGUGGACGUUCAUUACACCGAAUCUCGUUAACGAUGGACAUGACACCAGCAUCGACUUCGCGAGCCAAUGGAUACAGUACUGGCUGACCCCGCUUCUGAGCGACGAGCGGUUCAAUGACAACCGAACCAUCAUUCUGUUGACGUUUGAUGAGACGGAAACAUACACCAUCAACAACCGGGUAUGGACGCUUGCUCUCGGAGGAGGGCUACCAGCGAACCUGAAAAAUACCACUGAUGACACGUUCUACACUCAUUACUCCUGUCUCUCUACCGUCGAAGCGAACUGGAGCCUCGACUCUCUCGGACGCGGGGACACGAACCAGACCCUCAAUAAUGUCUUCUCGUUCGUCGCGAACGUGACCGGCUGGAAGAACAAUGGGAUUUAUGGCAACUCGAGUGCUAUUCCUCUGCUUAACAUCACUGGAACAAUUCCCGGUCCAUUGAACCCGGAGUACUACAUUCCCUUCACCGCGCCAAACAAGAGCGCUGUGAGCCCUGGCGGUGGGUCUGUCUACGUCGCGUCCGGACUCAACACGUCCUUCACCGCUGCGGAUCUCCCCUCGCCGGUGAACCUCACCGCUCUAGGAGAAACCUUGCCGUGGUCGGUGAACCCUGGAUACGACUAUCCUUACGGCACGAAGGUCUACACUAACACGACCACCACAUCGUCCUCGCCGACUACCAACGGUUCCACUUCAUCUGGAAGCUCGUCGGGCGCUGUUCAUGGGGUAGUGCUCAUUCCUGGACUCACGAUACUGGGUGUGAUUGUUGGAUUGCUUGCGACUCUAUAGGAAUUUUGUACUGUCGCAUAAUGAAGAAAUGUGGGACACUCGUGUUAGCCUGGAUCUAGUGGUAGUUCGUGCGAAACUCAAUUCUCUACGAAGUGAC
Laetiporus sulphureus 93-53 is the source of this 1748-nucleotide messenger RNA. RefSeq lists its product as uncharacterized. NCBI's taxonomy places the organism in Eukaryota, Fungi, Basidiomycota, Agaricomycetes, Polyporales, Laetiporaceae. Gene Ontology annotation, biological process: phospholipid catabolic process. Gene Ontology annotation, molecular function: hydrolase activity, acting on ester bonds. The transcript is spliced from 11 exons. Bases 209 to 1651 code for a protein of 480 amino acids. The record is from RefSeq and is a predicted model, not a curated record.